This is a messenger RNA of Lactuca saligna, 2301 nucleotides long. NCBI's taxonomy places the organism in Eukaryota, Viridiplantae, Streptophyta, Magnoliopsida, Asterales, Asteraceae. The record is from the annotation of a GenBank genome assembly.
AUGGCUGACAAUUACCAUCAAGCUCCUAAGACUGAAGAAUACUGUGAAACUGUCACCAUCGUGAAGGUGGAGGUUGAGGAGCCGAAACUUGAGUGUAAGGAAGAGAAGAAGGAAAGCUUGUUUCAGAAACUUCAUCGAUCAGAAAGCAAUUGCAGCAGUUCUAGCGAUGAAGAGUGUAAGGAGGGAGAAAACAAGAAGGAGCUUAAGGAAAAGAUUGAGAAAAAAAUAGACGAGAAGAAAGACAAAGUUAAGGAAGAAGUAGAAGAGGCAAAGUACAAAAUUGAAAAAGUGAAGGAGAAUAUUGAGUAUAAAGUCGAAGAGGUCAAAGAGAAAACGGAGGAGAAGGUAGAAGAAAUCAAGAAAAAAAUAGAGGAAAAAGGGCACGAAGGCAAAUACAAAGAAGAAGAACUAAAGGAAAAGAUCGAGUGUGAAGUAGAAGAGGCGAAAGAGAAAAUCAAAGAAAAAGAAUAUGAGGCCAAGUACAAGAACGAAGAACACAAAGAAAAAGUAAAAAAAGAAGUCGAGGAGGCCAAGUACAAAAUAGAAGAUUUCAAAGAGAAUGUUGAAUGUAAAGAAGAAGAAGUUAAAGAGAAAGUUGAGGAGAAAAUCGAAGAAAUCAAGGAAAAGAUCGAGUGUGAAGUAGAAGAGGCCAAACAUAAAAUCAAAGAAAAGGAGUAUGAGGCCGACUAUAAGAAGGAAGAGCACAAAGAAAAAUUCAAAGAAGAACUAGCAGAGGCUAAGUACAAAGUAGAAGAAAUCAAGGAAAAGAUCGAGUGUGAAGUAGAAGAGGCCAAAGAGAAAAUCAAGGAAAAGGAAUAUGAGGCUGAGUACAAGAAGGAAGAGCACAAGGAAAAACUCAAGAAAGAAGUAGAGGAGGCCAAGUACAAAAUAGAAGAAUUCAAGGAUAAUAUCGACUAUAAAGUAGAGGAGAUUAAGGAGAAAAUUGAAGAAAAAAUUGAAGGAAUCAAGGAAAAGGUUGAGUGUGAAGUAGAAGAGGCCAAAGAGAAACAUAAGGAAAAGGAAUAUGAAUCUAAGCAUAAGAAGGAGGAACGCAAGGAAAAACUUAAGGAAGAAGUAGAGGAGGCAAAGUACAAAAUAGAAGAAUUAAAUGAGAAGAUCGAGUAUAAAAUAGAAGAAGUUAAAGAGAAAAUUGAUGAGAAAGUCAAAGAAAUUGAGCAAAAGGUUGAAUGUGAAGUAGAAGAGGCCAAAGAAAAACAUAAGGAAAAAAAGUAUGAAUCUGAGUACAAAAAGGAAGAACGGAAGGAAAAACUCAAAGAAGAAGUAGAGGAGGCAAAGUACAAAAUAGAAGAAUUGAAAGAGAAAGUUGAGUGUGAAGUAGAGGAGGUUAAGAAUAAAAUCGAGGAGAAAGUGAAAGAAAUUGAGGAAAAGGUUGAGUGUGAAAUAGAAGAAGCCAAAGAGAAACAUAAGGAAAAAGAGUACGAGUCUGAGUACAAGAAGGAAGAGCGCAAGGAAAAACUCAAGGAAGAGAUCGAGGAGGCCAAGUACAAAAUAGAAGAAAUCAAGGAAAAGAUUGAGUGUGAAGUAGAAGAGACCAAAGAGAAAAUCAAGGAAAAAGAAUAUGAGGCUGAGUAUAAAAAGGAAGAGCACAAGGAAAAAAUCAAGGAAGAAAUAAAGGAGGCUAAGUAUAAAAUAGAAGAAUUAAAGGAGGAUGCUGAGUGUAAAGUCAAAGAGAUUGAAGAGAAAAUUGAGGAAAAAAUCGAAGAAAUCAAGGAAAAAGUUGAGUGUGAAGUAGAAGAGGCUAAAGAGAAAAUCAAGGAAAAAGAAUAUGAGGUCGAGUACAAGAAAGAAGAGCAUAAGGAAAAACUAAAGGAAGAAGUAGAUGAUGCCAAAUACAAAAUACAUGAAUUAAAGGAGCAUACAGAGUGCAAAGUGGAAGAGGUUAAAGAGAAAACUGAGGAGAAAAUUGAAGAAAUCAAGGAAAAAGUCGAAGAGAAAAUUGAGGAGCACAAAGAGAAGAAAGAAGAAAAGAAAGAAAAGAAAGAACUUGAGAAAAUCAAGAAGCAUAAGGAAGAAACUUAUGUCCCUAUAAAGACUUAUGAGGAAGUUGUCAUCUUUCAAGAGCCAGAUUCCUGUGAACAAGAAGAGAAAAAGGUAUUGGUUGUUGAAAAAAUUGAGGAGGAUUGUGUUGCUUCGCUACCACCUCCAGUGGUGGCACAUAACGAGUAUGUGCCUGUUGAAGUUGAACACAAAGAGAAGAAGGGUAUCUUUGGAAAAAUUAAAGAGAAGUUCCAUGGACAUCAUUCAAAGAACGAAGAGAAGAAGGAAAAAGAGCACUACUAA